This is a messenger RNA of Sorex fumeus (smoky shrew), 2391 nucleotides long. It is a transcript of the gene POU2F1, whose product is annotated as POU class 2 homeobox 1. Gene Ontology annotation, molecular function: RNA polymerase II cis-regulatory region sequence-specific DNA binding; DNA-binding transcription factor activity, RNA polymerase II-specific. Lineage: Eukaryota; Metazoa; Chordata; Mammalia; Eulipotyphla; Soricidae. Bases 1 to 2391 code for a protein of 796 amino acids. The record is from RefSeq and is a predicted model, not a curated record. The transcript is spliced from 17 exons. Gene Ontology annotation, biological process: regulation of transcription by RNA polymerase II. Gene Ontology annotation, cellular component: nucleus.
AUGGCGGACGGAGGAGCAGCGAGUCAAGAUGAGAGUUCGGCGGCGGCGGCGGCGGCGGCAGCAGACUCGAGAAUGAACAAUCCGUCAGAAACCAGUAAAGCGUCGAUGGAGAGCGGCGAGGGCAACGCAGGCACGCAGACCAACGGUCUGGACUUCCAGAAGCAGCCCGUGCCCGUCGGGGGCGCCAUCUCGACAGCGCAGGCACAGGCCUUCCUGGGGCAUCUCCAUCAGGUUCAGCUCGCUGGGACGAGUUUACAGGCAGCCGCUCAGUCUUUAAAUGUACAGCCUAAGUCGAAUGAAGAGCCGGGGGACGCCCAGCAGCCGAGCCAGCCCUCCCAGCAGCCCUCCGUGCAGGCGGCCAUCCCCCAGCCCCAGCUCAUGCUGGCUGGGGGACAGAUAACCGGGCUGACGCUGACACCCGCGCAGCAGCAGCUCCUGCUCCAGCAGGCCCAGGCCCAGGCCCAGCUGCUGGCCGCUGCCGUCCAGCAGCACUCGGCCAGCCAGCAGCAUGGCGCCGCCGGCGCCACCAUCUCGGCCUCCGCCGCCACGCCCAUGACGCAGAUCCCCCUCUCGCAGCCCAUCCAGAUCGCACAGGACCUGCAACAGCUGCAGCAGCUACAGCAGCAGAACCUGAACCUGCAGCAGUUCGUGCUGGUGCACCCGACGGCCAGCCUGCAGCCGGCGCAGUUCAUCAUCUCCCAGACGCCCCAGGGCCAGCAGGGUCUCCUGCAAGCGCAGAAUCUUCUAACGCAACUACCUCAGCAAAGCCAAGCCAACCUCCUGCAGUCCCAGCCGAGCAUCACCCUCACCUCCCAGCCAGCAACCCCUACACGCACUAUAGCAGCAACCCCAAUCCAGACGCUUCCACAGAGCCAGUCGACACCAAAGCGUAUUGAUACCCCCAGCCUGGAGGAGCCCAGUGACCUGGAGGAGCUGGAGCAGUUUGCCAAGACCUUCAAACAGAGACGGAUCAAGCUCGGAUUCACUCAGGGCGAUGUCGGGCUCGCUAUGGGGAAACUGUACGGAAACGACUUCAGCCAGACCACCAUCUCCCGCUUCGAAGCCUUGAACCUCAGCUUUAAGAACAUGUGCAAGUUAAAGCCGCUUUUGGAGAAGUGGCUGAAUGAUGCAGAGAACCUCUCCUCCGACUCGACCGUCUCCAGCCCCAGUGCCCUGAACUCCCCAGGCCAGGGCAUCGAGGGCUUGAACCGAAGGAGGAAGAAACGCACCAGCAUAGAGACCAACAUCCGCGUGGCCUUAGAGAAGAGUUUCGAGGAGAACCAAAAGCCUACCUCGGAGGAGAUCACCAUGAUCGCCGAGCAGCUCAACAUGGAGAAGGAGGUGAUUCGGGUUUGGUUCUGCAACCGCCGCCAGAAAGAGAAAAGAAUCAACCCGCCGGGCGGUGGCGCCAGCAGCUCCCCCAUCAAGGCCGUUUUCCCCGGCCCCACCCCGCUGGUGGCCACCACGCCCAGCCUCGUGGCGAGCAGCACAGCCAGCACCCUCACCGUGAACCCCGUGCUCCCCCUGACCAGCCCCACCACCGUCACCAACCUCUCCGUCACAGGCACGACGGACGCCGCCGCCGCCACCCACGCGGCCACCGUGAUCUCCACGGCGCCCCCCGCCCCCGCCGCCGCCGCCGCCGCCGCCGCGUCCCCGUCCCUGAGCCCGUCCCCGUCGGCCGCCGCCGCCGAGGCGUCCAGCGCCGGCGAGACGGGCGCGACGCAGACCACGCCGGCCGCGCUGGCCUCGCCGCUGGCGGGCAGCCAGGUGAUGGUGACGGCGUCGGGGCUGCCGGGCGCCGCGCCGCUGCCCGCCAACGCCAGCCUGGCCGCCAUGGCCGCCGCCGCGGGCCUGAGCCCGGGCCUCGUGGCGCCCUCGCAGUUCGCCGCCGGCGGCGCGCUCCUCAGCCUCGGCCCCGGGACCCUGGGCGGCGCCCUCAGCCCCGCGCUCAUGAGCAACAGCGCGCUGGCCACCAUCCAAGCCGCGUCCGCUUCGGGGCUGGAGAAGCCCUGGAAGCCCCUAGAAGGCUCUGGCCUCGGGGCGCAGCUCCGGGCGAGGGAUAAUUUUAGUGAUCACGAUCACAAUCAUCCUGUUGUUCGUCGAUUGACGCCGCCGGCAACCUGGUCUUCGCCAACGCGGGGCGCGGCGCCCAACAUCGUGACGGCGCCGCUGUUCCUCAACCCCCAGAACCUGUCUCUGCUCACCAGCAACCCCGUCAGCCUCGUCUCGGCCGCCGCCGCCGCCGCCGCGCCCGGGGGCUCGGGGCCCGCCGCCAGCCUGCACGCGCCCGCCAGCGCGGCCGAGUCGGCGCCCAGCGCGCUCUUCGCGGGCGCGCCCGCCGGCGGGGCCGCGCCCGCCGCCACCACCGCCGCCCCCAAGGCGCAGUGA